ACCAGGUCCCUGAUCGGAAAAAUUUGUGCAAAAAGUCCCUAUGAAUGAAAAUCGUUUGGGGCAAGUCCUCGCCGGAGCCCGGAGCUCCGGCGAGUGAUGAAGUGGCGUGAUGACUAGAUAAAAACUGAUGACAUGGCAUUAAAAAAAAAAUUAUUUUAACAUUAAAUUAAACAUAAACUAAUUUGUUUUAAUCCUCAAUUAACAAACUUAAGCAUAUUUCCCCAAACCUUUUCCUAAUUACCCACUUAUUACCCUCAAUUCCUAAACCCAAUCCCAAUUCCAUUUCCUAAGUUCAUCUGCAUUCUUAACUUUUCAUGUGAGAACCUAAGUUCAUCUGAGAAACCUAAGUCCAAUCCUUCCUGUGCGUUCGUUCGUUCUUCUGGCAAAGUGGAUAUACAUUUCUUUCCUGUUCGAUUUGGCAAAGUGUGAAGGGAUUUGCAGGAUGGUGUUUACCUUCAUUGUUCGCCAUGGUGGUUGGUUUGGAACCUCCCCUUACUGCCAUUAUUUUGGUGGUGGUCGAAGUGUUUUUCCUGAUCAAGAUGAAGAUAGAUGGUCAUACAUUGACACUGUUGACAUGAUCAAAGAGCUGGGAUACAAGGAGUUUAAUUUGUGGUGGUCAUACAUUGACACUACUGAGGAUGUUCCUAAAGAAGUGUUCAGGCCUUACAAAUCUGAUUCUGAUGCACUGGAAAUGGCUACGAUUGCUGCUUCAAAGGGUGAAGGUGUCUUGUUUGUUGAAAAUCUGUCAAAAGAGCCACUCUCAAUGCAUGUUAGAAAUUUUGAACCAAUUGUACCUUCUGUGGUGAAUGAAAAAGAGAAAGCUAGAAAGAAGAAGGCUCAACCAACAAAGAUGAAAACUGUUAGAAGGUCCCACCGGUUACAAGCUGUGGUGAGGAAAUCAAAUAACUUGGGCAAGCCAAGCCUAGUUGUUAUUUCUGAUGAUGAGGACUUGCAUGGUGAAGUCACUCUUCAUUCUCAGUUUCCAAUUGAUGAAAAUGUUCCUGAAAAUGGGAUUGCUCCUGAUGUUACAGUGUCUGAAUCUUUGCAGGUUGCUGAAAAUGUGCCUGAAAAUUUGAGUGCUCCAAUGGCUCCAGCUGUUGAUGAAAUUGUGCCUGAAGUCCAGGUUGUUCCUGAAAACUUGGUUGAAUCCGACAAUAAUAUUCCAAAAGUUAUUGAUGGAGAUGAUGAUCAGAGUGAUGUGUCUAAUCAAGGCAUUAGACUUGAGGAUAGUGAAGAAGAAAGAGACCUUCAACAAGAAGAUGAAUUAACGAACCCAGCUUUUGCAGAGGCAGAGGAUUUGUUGAAUAAGCAUAUCACACAAAUGCUUAAUGGUAGGUCUGCUGAUGGUAUGGGGAUGGCUUUUGGGGAUGACCCUGACUUUGAUGGAGGGUAUGAGAGUGAAGAUUUGGAAAGUGUGGCAACUGAUUCUGAGAUGGAAGAUGUUCCUAGGAGAAGAUACCCAAAGUUUGUGGAGGAGCGUUUGGGCCCAGAUUUCAAAUUCAUUCUUGGAAUGGACUUUGCAUCCCUUGAUCAGUUCAAGGAAGCUCUAACUGAUGUUUGUGUAACGAAUGGCAGAGAAUACAAAUUCCUGAAAAAUGAUAGCAUUAGGUGCAGGGUGGCGUGUAGAAGUGAUGAUUGUCCAUGGCUCAUUCUGUGUAGCAAGGUUGGUAACAAGAAAUCUUACAGAAUCAAAACUCUAGUUGAUAACCACACAUGUGCUAGAGUGUUUGAUAAUAAGUCUGCAAAUAUAAAGUGGGUGAAGAAGAAGCUGUUGAAUACAGUCAGGACAGUCAACAAAAUCAGCACCAAUGAAAUUGUAGAUGACUCCAGAGUUAACCUUGGGACUGGUAUAACCAGAUACAGAGCAUGGAAAGGCAAACAGUUGGCAACUGAAGAGGUUGAAGGUGCUGUUGAAUUACAGUAUACCCUCUUGUGGAGAUUUAGUAAUGAAUUGAGAGCAAGGUCAGCAGGAAACACAUGCAAGAUGAGCUUUGAAUCACCCAGAACCACAUUGUUUCCUAGAUUCAGCAGAUAUUAUAUGUGCUUGGAUGGCUGUAAAAGAGGGUUUCUAGCUGGAUGCAGGCCAUUCAUAGGCUUGGAUGGAUGCCAUCUCAAGACUAAACAUGGAGGGAUACUGUUGGCAGCAGUUGGUAGAGAUGCAAACGAGCAGUAUUUCCCUCUAGCCUUUGCUGUUGUUGAAUCUGAAACCAAAGAUAGUUGGAGAUGGUUUAUGGAGCUUUUGAUGGAUGACAUAGACCCCACAAGAUCAAGCAGAUGGGUAUUUAUCUCCGAUCAACAAAAGGGAUUGAUGGAGGUCUUCAAAGAAGAUAUGCUGCAAGGUGUUGAACAUAGACUAUGUGUAAGGCAUCUUUAUGCAAACAUGAAAACUAAAUUUGGAGGUGGUGUGCUUCUAAGGGACCUAAUGAUGGCUGCUGCCAAGGCUACAUAUGAAGCAGCUUGGAAAGAAAAAAUGCAAUUAAUAAAGGAGCAUAACGAAGUUGCUUUCCACUGGUUGAUGGAGAAGCCAACUUCAAGCUGGUGCAGACAUGCUUUUAGUUGGUUCUCUAGAUGUGAUGUGGUUAUGAACAACCUAUCAGAAGCCUUCAAUUCUGCAAUUAUAUUGGCCAGAGACAAACCUAUCCUAACCAUGAUGGAGUGGAUUAGGACCUAUGUCAUGGGAAGGUUCCCAACAAUGAUGGAGAAGCUGAACAAGCAUCCUGGACAAAUCAUGCCUAGGUCAUUGAAGAGGAUAUCACAUGAGGUUGACCACAGUAAGAACUGGGUCACUAGGGCUGUUGGUGUUCUAAUGUUUGAGGUUCGCCAUCUAAUCACUUUGGAGAGACAUGUUAUCAACUUGAGGGAUAGGACUUGUUGCUGUAAUUUCUGGCAGUUGAAUGGCUUUCCAUGCAGACAUGCAGUGGCUGCAAUUUCUUUUCAUGGCCAUGAUCCAAAGGCCUAUGUACAUGAGUGCUACCAGAGGGCUGCUUAUAGAGCAACAUAUGAGAAUUUUGUCACACCAUUACCUGGACCUAACCAGUGGAUUGUUACUCCACAUGAUCCUGUAUGCAUUAUGCCACCAUUGUAUAAGAGAAGAGCUGGUAGGCCCAAGAAAUUGAGGAGAAGAGACCCAUGUGAUGAUCUUAAUCCAAAAUGA
Molecule: messenger RNA, 3154 nt
Organism: Lotus japonicus
Lineage: Eukaryota; Viridiplantae; Streptophyta; Magnoliopsida; Fabales; Fabaceae
Exons: 5
Coding region: 443-3154 (903 amino acids)
Molecular function (GO): zinc ion binding
Source: RefSeq, a predicted model, not a curated record